AUGGCUGAGGACCAUGGGACCUUGAAGUCUGGGUUUGGGGCCAUGGUGGGAGCCACAGGCAGCCGCCCAGGCCUCCCGGAGAAGCCAGUUCCCACGGCCGCCAGCCCCACUCUGUCCUCGCUGGGCGCCGUCUUCAUCCUCCUGAAGUCCGCGCUGGGGGCCGGCCUGCUCAACUUCCCCUGGGCCUUCUACAAGGCGGGUGGGGUGACCCCUGCCUUCCUGGUGGAGCUGGUCUCCCUGAUCUUCCUCAUCAGCGGGCUGGUCAUCCUGGGCUACGCUGCUUCCGUCAGCGGCCAGGCCACCUACCAGGGCGUGGUCGGAGACCUGUGCGGCCCCACCAUCGGGAAGCUGUGUGAGGCCUGCUUCGUCGUCAACCUGCUCAUGAUCUCCGUGGCCUUCCUCAGGGUGAUUGGGGACCAGCUGGAGAAGCUGUGCGACUUGCUGCUGCCCAGCGCCCUGCCGGCCCUGCAGCCCUGGUACGCCGAGCAGCGCUUCACCCUGCCCCUGCUGUCCGCGCUGGUCAUCCUGCCGCUGUCCGCCCCGCGGGAGAUCGGGUUCCAGAAGUACACGAGCAUCCUAGGCUCCCUGGCCGCCUGCUACCUGGCCCUGGUCAUCAUGGUGCAGUACUACCUUGGGCCCCCAGGCCUCGUCCAUGAGCCCCGCCCUGCAGCGAGGCCCUCCUCCUGGACCUCCAUGUUCAGCGUCUUCCCGACCAUCUGCUUCGGAUUCCAGUGUCACGAGGCCGCGGUGUCCAUCUACUGCAGCAUGCGCCGCCGGAGCCUUUCCCACUGGGCCCUGGUCUCCGUGCUGUCCCUGCUGGCCUGCUGCCUCAUCUACUCGCUCACAGGGGUUUAUGGCUUCCUGACCUUCGGGACGGACGUUUCUGCCGACAUCUUGAUGUCCUACCCUGGCAACGACGUCGUCAUCAUCGUGGCCCGGGCUCUCUUCGGGGUCUCCAUCGUGACUGUCUAUCCCAUCGUGCUCUUCCUGGGGAGGUCGGUGAUGCAGGAUUUCUGGAGGAGGAGCUGCUACCGGGCAGGUGGGCUCGGGGCCCUGGCGGAGCCCUCAGGGCCGUGGGUCCGGGGGCUGCUGACCGUGCUGUGGGUGGCCGUGACGCUGGCCAUGGCCCUGUUCCUGCCCGACCUCAGCGAGAUCAUCGGCAUCAUCGGGGGCAUCAGUUCCUUCUUCAUCUUCAUCUUCCCAGGCCUGUGCCUCAUUUGUGCUGUCGGCGUCGAGCCCGUGACUCCGCGCGUCAAGUGCUGCUUGGAGGUGUGGGGAGCGGUCUCCGUGCUCGUGGGCACCUUCAUCUUCGGGCAGAGCACGGUGGCCGCGGCCUUGGAGCUCUUCUGAGCGGGAGGGGGUCGGCCCGGCCUCCACGCGGCGCUGGUACGGCACCCGUGUCCUUCGAUCAUAAAGAUGCUGCAGAAACGGAUGCGUCCUGUCUCCUGAGGGGGCUCAUUUGGGCUUCUGUGGGUUCGGAGGGUUUCGGGUGCGGUGCCGAGGAGGGUGUAUUGAUGUCCUGGGACUCCUCUAACAGAAGGCCACGUGCUGGGGGCCUCAGACGGCAGCCGUCGAUCCCCGCAGUCCCGGGGGCUGGGGUCUGAGAUCGAGGCUUGGGCAAGGCCGUGCUCCCUCAGAGGGCUCUCGGCGAGCCCUCCCGCCUUCAGCCUCCUCCGGCCGCUGGUGUUGCUGGCCAUCCUGGGCAUGGCUUGGCCUGUAGGUACACCCCGCUCGCCUCGGCUCCCUGCCCCCGACAUGGCGUCCGCCCUGCGUGUCUGUCCAGAGUUCCCUCCUCUGACGAGGAUGCCAGUCACUGGCUCUGAAGCACCCUAGUGCAGGGUGACCUCCCCUUAACUUAGAGGCUGCAAAGAUGUCACAGUCACAGGUCCCCAGAGUCAGGACUUCCGCUUACCAUCUCCAGGGGACACAGUUCAGACCAGAAGUUGGGACUGAGGCCCAGGGACCUCAGCUUUGGCCCCCACUCUGAUGGGAGGACCCCGAGGAGAGCCCCCUUUCCCUUUGGGCUGGACCUGAAGAGCCUGGGAGCCCAGUGGACAGUUGGCUCCGUCCCUCCUUCCCGACCCCAGCCAGUCCUGGGGUCAGGGUCACACCUGCAGCUGAGGACAGGGGGCCCCGGGGGUCGGCCCCGGGCCCA
Messenger RNA from Neogale vison (American mink), 2155 nucleotides. RefSeq names its product solute carrier family 38 member 8 (gene SLC38A8). Lineage: Eukaryota; Metazoa; Chordata; Mammalia; Carnivora; Mustelidae. Bases 1 to 1350 code for a protein of 449 amino acids. The record is from RefSeq and is a predicted model, not a curated record. Gene Ontology annotation, molecular function: amino acid transmembrane transporter activity. The transcript is spliced from 11 exons. Gene Ontology annotation, biological process: amino acid transmembrane transport.